AGAAUCGCAAGACCAAGAAACAAGAAACAAGAAACUAAAACCAUGUCCACAACCAACCGCCCAUGCGCAAAACGGGAACACCCAGAACCAAAAAACCACCUCACCUACGACAUCUGGCAAUCAUCCUCAACAGGCCACCAGCGCGCCGGAGAAGGCGGAUCUUUCAUCGGCUCGACAUCAUGGCGACAAGCCCGCUCGGAUAAAUUGUCUAGACAGUAUCGGAGCGGGGAUUGUCUGUCGGGACGGGAACCGGGCUCAAGAUCGGGAUCAGGACAGGGAAAGGGGCAGGGGCAGGGACAGGGACGGAAUCAAUCGGAAAGCAGACUCGUCCCUGGCGCCUUUGAUGGGAAAUGCGCUUCGCAGUCGCCGCCCCCUGUGGUGUCCGGGGAAUGGGCUAUGGUUCCCGGGGAUGUGGCGAGGCGGAAUGAGCUCGGUGUUAGGGAUAUAAGGUCUUUUAUGGGGGUUAAUAAGAGGAAGGCUGGUGGUGAUAUUGAUGGGGUGGGGAGGGAGAAGGUGGGGAAGAAGGGGAGGGUUGGUAUUUUUCUGGAGGGAGAUGGAGAUUCUAGGGGUUGGAAAGAGGGAAUGAAAGAAGAAAAAAAAGAGAAAAAGAAAGAAGAAGACUCAGAAUAUCAACCCGACGACUCGUCCACUGCAUCCCAUUCUGCAAGUCUCGACUUAAAAUCAACGUCUAAUCUCUUCGCUGGAGUUACAGUCUUCAUCAACGGCUCCACGCUCCCACAGAUCUCGGAGUAUAAGUUGAAACAUCUACUUGUUUCGAGCGGAGCGAAGACAUCUAUCUACAUGGCUCGGAAGACGGUGACGCAUGUUAUCAUCGGACGGCCGAAUACUGGCAUCAGCGAUGGUGGUGCUGCUUCCGGUGCCGGGGGUGGUCUUGCUGCUGGGAAACUUCAGCAGGAGAUUGCUCGUGGGGGGUGGAAGGGUGUGAGGGUUGUUAGUGUUGAUUGGGCUCUUGAGAGUCUCAAGGUUGGGCGUCGUCUUGCUGAGUCGAGGUUUCCUGGUAUGCAUGUUGCUGAUAAGGGGCAGAGGAGUGUUGCUGGGAUGUUUGGACAGGGGGUGAAGAAGUGA
This is a messenger RNA of Penicillium bovifimosum, 1086 nucleotides long. RefSeq lists its product as uncharacterized. The transcript has 2 exons. The annotation marks the transcript as partial. NCBI's taxonomy places the organism in Eukaryota, Fungi, Ascomycota, Eurotiomycetes, Eurotiales, Aspergillaceae. The record is from RefSeq and is a predicted model, not a curated record.